This is a messenger RNA of Cladocopium goreaui, 2807 nucleotides long. NCBI's taxonomy places the organism in Eukaryota, Dinophyceae, Suessiales, Symbiodiniaceae. The record is from the annotation of a GenBank genome assembly.
CUUUGGCUCACACGCCUCGCCACGACAACGAAGACGGAGCCAUGGGAUCCGCCGCGAGCAGCGCUGCGGCGGCGGCCACAGAGCAGGAGCUGACCGAUGCCUUGAAGAAGUUAUCCCCUGAGGAGCUGGCCAAGCUGAAGACAGCGCUGGGCGGUACCAAGGUGGUCGUGGUCGGCUGGGGCCCAGUGGGCCAUGCAGUGGUGACCAAGUUAUUGGCCAAGAGUGCUGGAGCCCUAAAGAUCAGCGUCAUCAGCGAGGAGAGUUAUCCUGCUUACAACAGAGUGAAGUUGAGCAGCUUCUUCGAGCACCGAGACCCCAACAAGUUGGCACUCAGCAGUCCCGAGUGGUGCCGCGAGCAGGGCGUGGAGCUGAUCUUCGGACGUGCCACGAAGAUCGAUCGAAGUGGCAAGGUGGUUGAGGUGGACUGCAACGGCCAGUCCAAGAGCGUCCAGUACGACGAGCUGGUCAUUGCCACCGGUAGCAAGCCAUGGCUACCGCCGGUGCCGGGGCUUGGCUUGGAGGUGGAGGGUGUCUUCGUGUAUCGAAGCAUCUCCGACAUCUUCAAGAUCACGGAGCGCGCGAAGUUCUCCACGAAGGCAGUGGUCAUCGGCGGAGGUCUGCUGGGCCUCGAAGCUGCCAAGGCGGCCUACGAUCUGGGCCUGGAGACGACCAUCUUGGAGGUGGCUCCGCAUUUGAUGCCGGUGCAGCUGGACCUGGAAGCUGGGAAGAUUCUGCAAAGCAAGAUUGAGGCGUUGGGGCUCAAAGUUAAGACCGGCGUCAAAGUCUUGGAGAUCCAAACUGGUGAUGGAGGCUUGCAGGGCGUGAAGAUUGAGCAGGAGGGGGCAGAGGAGGUGUUAGCCACCACGCUUUUGAUCGUGGGCGCAGGCGUGCGGCCGAGGCAAGAGCUUGCUGAGUCCUGUGGUCUGGAGCUGGGUGGUCGCGGGGGCAUCAAGGUGGACCAGCGGAUGAAGACGGCCGAUGAACACAUUUGGGCCGUGGGGGAAAUCGCCUCCUACAACGGUGGCAUGUGUUAUCAGCUCUCAGCCCCAGGAUAUACCCAAGCAGAGAUCUUGUCCGAUCACAUGACCAACCCCAAGGCGGACGCCAAGUUUGCCGACGCCGACCUGUCGACCAAGCUGAAGCUCUUGGGGGUGGACGUGGCGUCCUUUGGUGGCAGCUCUGACUUCUGGUUCAAGCGGCAGUACAGCUCGUCAGGAGAAGAAGUCAUGUCCAAGGUCAGUAAGGACGAGGCGGCUGGAGUCUACAAGAAGUUGGUCUUCACCCCCGACGGCACCAAACUUUUGGGCGGAAUCUUGGUGGGAGACAUCUCUGCCUUUGCGCCGCUGACGGCGGUGUCCAAGCGCCCGGACAUCGGGGGUCUGUCGCCUGAUGAGCUGAUGGCAGGGCAGAUGCCCAAGGUGGACGAUGGCGGCGAUGGCACGAAUUUGGGAGAUGAUGACCAUGUCUGCAACUGCCACUCAGUGCCUAAGAAGGUGAUUCGUGAGGCAAUCAUGAAGGGCGCACACACCUUCGAGGAGAUCAAGAAGUGCACAAAGGCAGGAACUGGUUGCGGUACCUGUAUCCGAACGGGUCCUCAACCGAAGUUGCUUGCCCAUACCUUGAACCAGAAAGGUGUCGAGGCGGGCGCCUGUAAGGCGCUACCCUUCGCGCACGACGACAUCGAGGACUUGGCCAAAGCGCGUCAGCUGAAGAGCUACGAGGAGCUGGUGACGCAUUUGGGUUAUCCUGCUGCAGCUGCGGACGGCGACAAGACAGCGCUGGGCAGUGUGUUGGAUCGGAUCGGUGGAAAGCCCAAGGGAGAGGGCUUGGACCAUGUGGCGCAAUUGAAGGCGCUCAAGGAUGACUUGUGGAAGUUCGUUGACAAGAUGAACUGCAAUCCCAUCCUGGUCCGACUCGCCUGGCACGAUGCGGGCACCUACGACAAGUCCAAGACAGCCUUCGGUGAACGGGGCGGUGCCAAUGGCUCCAUACGCUUCAGCCCUGAGAUUAGCAUGGGAGCCAACAACGGUCUGGACAAGGCGGUGAAGUAUAUGGAGCCCUUCAAGGCGGACUAUCCUUUGGUCUCCUAUGCUGACCUCUAUCAGAUGGCUGCUGCUGUAUCCAUUGAGCACGCGGGCGGCCCUAAGAUUGACAUGAAAUACGGCCGCAAGGAUGCGACAGGACCGGACCAGUGUCCGGACCCCAAAUCUCGAGGCACCGCUGGCAACGCGGGGCUCCCAGAUGCGGAGCCGGGCCCGGAGGGGGCCUUUGGCUGCGGGGCCACGGAUGCGGCGACGCAUCUGCGAAACAUUUUCUACAGGAUGGGUUUCGACGACAAGGGCAUCGUGGCUCUGUCGGGUGCCCACACCAUAGGCCGCGCCUUCAAGGAACGUAGUGGCACGGUGAAGGAAGGCUAUGGAGAGAGUUCGGGUUGCCCCUACACGGUUUCCAUGCCCAAGAGCUGUCCUAUUCGCAACGAUGGUGGCUAUGGAGUUGGGAUGCCGGGCGGCAAAUCCUGGACCACCAAGUGGCUCAAAUUCGACAACGAAUAUUUUCAGCCAGCGGUCUAUGAAGAGAAAGACAAGGAUCUUCUGUGGCUAUCUUCCGAUCGAUGUCUUCACCAAGACGAGGGAUUCAAGCAAUACUUUAUGCUCUACAAGGACGAUCAAAGCGCUUUCUUCCGAGACUUUGCGGAAGCGUACAAGCAAUUAUCAGAGCAGGGAGCCCAAUUUGAGCCAGAGGCAGGCGUCACACUUUAGGGCAGCAAAGAAAAACACCACACCAACGGGGUGAUUUGAAGCAGCGGU